Labrus mixtus (cuckoo wrasse) is the source of this 2588-nucleotide messenger RNA. RefSeq names its product UDP-glucuronate decarboxylase 1 (gene uxs1). Gene Ontology annotation, biological process: D-xylose metabolic process. Gene Ontology annotation, molecular function: NAD+ binding; UDP-glucuronate decarboxylase activity. The transcript is spliced from 15 exons. The coding region runs from base 620 to 1879 and encodes 419 amino acids. NCBI's taxonomy places the organism in Eukaryota, Metazoa, Chordata, Actinopteri, Labriformes, Labridae. The record is from RefSeq and is a predicted model, not a curated record. Gene Ontology annotation, cellular component: cytoplasm.
CGAGCAAAGAUCUAUCGCUCUUCUGGCUAUUCCCACGGCCCCCAAAUGAGAGGGACAAACUCCGGCAUGUCUGCAUUAGCUGCCUCGGACAGCUGUUUUAUUGACACGCUACUCACCCUGACAUAGAUGCGAAGCGGCAUUCGCGUCUGUUGUUUCCCGGCGGCAGCUGUACACAGAGGGGGAAAAUACGCUGGAAGUUAAUUAGCUUGCUGGCUAGCCCGUCGCUAGCUGCUAAUGCGGAGCUAACGGCUAACCCAAUCAGUGAUACAUGUUACCUAGAUAUGCCAAAAUAUCAGUUUUUGUAACAAAACACUCGGUGGCUGCUGUUUAGUCGGAGACGAAAUGGCGCUGACAUUUAAGUCUACAUGUAGUUGUGAAUGUUGUCAGUCAACAGUGUAGUUUUCUACCUGGUUCUUAUCGAUACCUGUGUGUGUUUCCUGCUAGCCACGUAAACUGCUCCUGCUAGGUGUUGACGUAGCAGGAGUAGGAGCACCGAGUUAUUGACAUUUUGAGGACAUAAAUUCCGGCCGUGAAUAUGAGUAAUUGUGACUGGACAUGCUGUAGCUGGACGUGACCGUGUGGGCUCUCGGUGGUUUCCUGGUCCUGUUGGAUUGAGCGGAUGAUGAAGCGAGUCAUCUGGCUGAUAUCAGGAAUCAACAGAAGAAUGAUGAAGCUGCUUUUCGCCCUCGCUUUGAUCGCCUACAUCGCCUCUGUCUGGGGAACGUACACAAAUAUGAGAUCAAUACAAGAACAUGGAGAAAUGAAGAUUGAGCAGAGAAUUGAUGAAGCGGUUGCUCCUCUCAGAGAGAAGAUUCGUGAUCUGGAACAAAGUUUUUCACAGAAAUAUCCACCUGUGAAAUUCCUGUCAGAGAAGGAUCGGAAAAGAAUUUUGAUUACUGGUGGAGCUGGUUUUGUGGGUUCCCACCUGACUGACAAGCUGAUGAUGGAUGGCCAUGAGGUGACUGUCGUGGACAACUUCUUCACAGGAAGGAAAAGAAAUGUGGAGCACUGGCUCGGCCACGAAAACUUUGAGCUCAUCAAUCAUGAUGUGGUGGAGCCUCUCUACAUCGAGGUGGAUCAGAUCUACCACCUGGCAUCUCCAGCCUCUCCUCCCAACUACAUGUACAAUCCCAUCAAAACACUCAAGACCAACACAAUAGGCACUCUCAACAUGCUCGGUCUCGCCAAACGUGUGGGCGCCAGACUUCUUCUGGCUUCUACUUCUGAGGUAUAUGGAGAUCCAGAAGUACACCCACAAAACGAGGAGUACUGGGGGCAUGUGAACCCCAUCGGUCCUCGAGCGUGCUACGAUGAAGGGAAACGUGUAGCAGAGACCAUGUGUUAUGCCUACAUGAAACAGGAAGGAGUGGAGGUGAGGGUGGCGAGAAUCUUCAACACAUUUGGCUCCAGGAUGCACAUGAACGAUGGCCGUGUCGUCAGUAACUUCAUCCUGCAGGCUCUGCAGGGGGAACCUCUCACUGUGUAUGGUACUGGUUCCCAAACAAGAGCCUUCCAGUAUGUGAGCGACCUGGUGAACGGCCUCGUCUUGUUGAUGAACAGUAACAUCAGCAGUCCGGUCAAUCUGGGGAACCCAGAGGAACACACCAUAUUGGAGUUUGCUCGUCUCAUCAAAAGUCUCGUCGUGAGCAGGAGUCAGAUCCAGUUCCUCCCAGAGGCUCAGGACGACCCACAGAGAAGAAGACCUGACAUCAGAAAAGCCAAGAUGAUGCUCGGCUGGGAGCCGGUGGUACCUCUGGAGGAAGGCUUGAACAAAACCAUCCAAUACUUCAGCAGGGAACUGGAGCACCAGGCCAACAACCAGUACAUCCCCAAACCUAAAGCGGCCCGCAUGAAGAAAGGAAGACCCCGACACAACUGAGGUCAAGCGUCCAAACACAGACUCUCAAAGAAAGUGAAGGAACUUAAAAAAGACUCCUGAGGAGACCCCGAGAGUGCAACCAUCUGAAAUACACUGUCGAGGAAAAGCACUCUGGGAUAUUGUGUCUUUUUUUUUUUAAAGCAGAAACAACUUGAAAGAGAUGUUGUUGUUUCCUUGUUUAGGAAGCACAGCUGCACUCUGGGAAAAAGGGCGCUUCAGUGUCGGAGCUUUCUUGUUGGAUGGACAGAAACAGAAAUCUGAACCCAGCCUGUCUUCUUUUUUUUGUGUGAAUUUUUUGCUUCUGCUAUUUAAAAUCGCAAACGGAGAAUCAUGCAAAAAGCUUGUGCUGUGAAUCAGUGCGUAGUGUUUAUUUUAUCAGUUUCAUGAAUUUUUGUCUCCAGAGAUGAGCUACCUGGAUCUGUUUUUUUUUUUUUUUUUUUUUUUGGGGGGGGGGGGGGGGGGGGUGUCUUUCCCCCCCCCCCUCUCUGGAUGUUUUGUGCUCUUAUCAGCAGCGUGCCAGACCCCUGCUGGCUGUUCAUGCAGCACACUGGUAAAAAAAAAAAAAAAAAAAAGAUCUUCUCGAAAAGACUGUUACAGAAUGAUUAUGUGUUUUAUCAGGUCGUCAUGGUGUUUUGCUUUGUGAAAUGUCAUGUCAGGAUUUUGCAUUAUCAACCUCAGAUGAUGCUAUUUUAAUAAAAUAUUUCCAAUA